ACGAUCUCUUGGACUAAGAACAUCACACACAGUCUCUUGACCUCAGGAAAUCAAACGAUCUCUUGACUAAGGACAUUGUACACGACCUCUUGGGCUGAGAGUAUUAUCUACGUUCUCUUGUACGAAGACCAUCAUAGACGAUCUCUUGUACUAAGAACAUUGUAGACGAUCUCUUGACUUGAGACCAUCACACGGUCUCUUGUACCAAGAACGUCGUACUCACGAUCUCUUGGACUGAGAAAAUCACACGAUUAUUUGGAAUAAAAAAGCCAUACCCAAUCUCUCGAACUCAAGAGCACACACUACCUUAACUCCCAUCAAUCGUCAAGUAUGGGAUACAAGAAAAAGUCUCCAGUCUUCUCUCCCGGAAGUGGCUCCAGCCCUCCCGGCAGUAAUGGCCAUCCAACCCCUCCAUCAGACUCCGAAGCCGUCGUCAUCAUCAACGACAAAGCAUACACCUACAGGCAACGCCUCAGAAUGGAUGCGGUCGCCCAAGCCAACGCUCUAAGAGCGUUGAAGGCCUCAGACGAAUGGAUCUUCGAAAUGAGUGGAGACGAGAGAAACACACUGAGAGACGCAGAAAUCCGCAGAGUCAACACCCAAAGAAUCAACGACAACACUCAUGCCUCCAUCUUGUUUGAAGAACAUUACGAGGAGCCUCCUACACGUAGCCCUGAAGAGUACGCGGACGACUGGCUUGCUAUCAAGAAGGCAACUGACCAGCGCAAAUCUGGCUUGAAGGGAAAGCCAGUUGUCAUGCCCAAGAUGGUGCCCAAGAAGAAGUUCCCAUCAGAGGAAAAGGUUUCUGCAGAGGAUCUUGCAGAUGAUGUUGUGUAAAUCGGUUGAAGAGCUUCCUCGACCAAAAGUGCUUGAGUACCCAUCUUUGGAUGGACACGCGGAGAUCUUCAUGGUCCACACCAUCAGACAAAGGAGAAUGUUGCGUAGGAAUUGUGGAAAAGUAUGACAAGACAGAGUCGCAGAAUGAAAGAGGGCGCUGGUCAUGGACAAGGCAGACUUGUGGAGCAAAAGAAGGCGCUGGUCGCAUGAAGCAUAAGAAUCAUCAACAGUAUAAAUACAAAACCGACGUGCCCAUACCCCUGAUUUCCAUACAUUAAGAGAAUUAUAGGUCACUCAACGACACAAAAAGCAUACUUUGUUUUCUCAAAUCGCAUCUACUCACUCAGGAAGUGACUUGGAUGACAAACAACGUCUAUUGA
Molecule: messenger RNA, 1217 nt
Organism: Aureobasidium subglaciale EXF-2481
Lineage: Eukaryota; Fungi; Ascomycota; Dothideomycetes; Dothideales; Saccotheciaceae
Exons: 2
Coding region: 331-837 (168 amino acids)
Source: RefSeq, a predicted model, not a curated record